CAACUUAUUAAUGGCUAUCUAGUUCUCGGCGUCACUACAAUAGCCAAUUUGGCAUCAAAACCUGAUAAACCUCAUAUAUAGACGAAUAUGUCUAGUCUUAUACCCGCGCUCGGAAUAUACUACCAGCCAGGCAUAGCGGCCAUGGGCGUCGUUGCAACCGUUUCUAGGGUACCUUUUCGCAAGUUUACUAAUGAAGUGAUUGAAAGCAGAGGAAAAGAGCAUAUCACAAGCUUAUUGGAUGGAAGGAACGUUGUAUCUCACGAACACGAGGAUGCGGUCGAGCAUAAAAGGCUGAUGAGUAAGAUACCUCUGCGUGGGUAUGGACUAGCAAAGGAUCAGCAGUCUAAAUGGAUGAUGGGAAUGGCUAGAAACAAGGUGGUAUCAAUGGACGAUGCUGUAGAAAUGGUCUGCAACGGUGACACCAUUGGGUGCACAGGAUUCGUGGCGCAGGGUGCCCCCGAGGCAGUACUGAAAGCUCUGGGCGAAAAUUACGUCAAGUUCGGCGUACCCAACUCCCUGACUGCAAUGUUUGGCGGAGGACCGGGAGACUGGGCGACGAAAGGGCUCAAUCAUCUCGCACACACAGCCGACGAGGUCCAAGCAACUACAGAUGGGCUUCAGAAGGACAUGUUAUUCCGCACCAUCGGAGCGCAUUACGGACAGACCCCUCAGAUUGCGAAGUUAGUACUGAAUGAGAAGGUCGAGGCCUGGUCUAUACCAAUGGGAUCCAUCUCACGCAUGUGGCGAAGCACCGCCGCACACGUGCCUGGCCAUUUGACUACCACGGGCAUGGGGACGUUUGUAGACCCCGUGACAGGCAGUGGCGGCAAGAUCAACAAGCGUGCCGAGGCUUCCUCACUGAAGGUAGUGAGUGAGGUAUUUAUAGAUAAGGAACGUCAUUUGUUCUACAAAGCACUGCCUAUCAGCGUGGCUAUUAUACGCGCCACGACGGCCGAUUCAGACGGUAAUCUGUCGUUUGAGAAUGAGAGUCUUGUCGGAGACGCCAGAAACCUGGCCAUGGCAGCGAGAAACUCAGGGGGCAUAGUCAUCGCUCAGGUGAAAAACGUGGCCCAGAACGGCACCAUCCCGGCCCCAAAUGUGCGAGUCCCAGGUAUACUCGUCGACUGUGUGGUCAAGGUGGACCGGGAACUGCAAUCGGAGCUGCACCCCAUGAGCUACUAUGAGGACCACAACCCGUCCUGGAGUGGCCAGCUAAAGGUACCCGUUGAUGCUAUAGAACCCAUGCCGUUGGACGCCCGGAAGAUCAUUGCCCGCAGAGCGGCGACAACACUUAAGCCAAAUAAGGUGGUGAACUUGGGAAUCGGAAUGCCGGAAGGAGUCGCGUCUGUGGCAGAGGAAGAGGGAGUGUUGCAGUCCAUUACACUGACGACAGAGGCGGGAGCUAUAGGUGGAAUUCCUGCGUCUGGCUACAACUUCGGACCGAGCACUAACGCGAGUGCCAUGCUUGAGAUGAACUCUAUGUUCGAUCUAUACAGCGGGGGUGGUUUGGAUGCUUGUUAUUUGGGUAUGGCUCAGGUCACACCUACGGGUGACGUCAACGUAACUCGUCUCAGUGAGGAUCGACUGACAGGCCCAGGUGGAUUCAUUGACAUCUCUCAGGCGACCCACAGAGUGUGUUUCAUGGGCACGAUGACUACCAAAGGCCUCAAGCUUGGUUUUGGUGACAAUAGCGGAGUUCUGAAUAUAGAACGGGAAGGGGCGAUCAAGAAAUUCGUCAACGACACAUACGAGGUUACUUUUUCAGGUGAUGAGGCAGUAAGGAGAGGACAGCAUACAUUAUACGUGACGGAGAGGGCUGUGUUUAAGCGGUCCAGUGCUCACCCGAUACUCGAACUGAUAGAGAUUGCGCCGGGACUAGACUUGGAGAGAGAUGUUUUGUCGGCCAUGGAGUUCAGGCCAGUGAUAUCCCCGGACCUCAAAACGAUGGACCCAAGACUCUUCAAAUUCGAAAAAAUGGGACUGAGGCGGGACAUGACAGGUGUAUCACUAUCUGACAGGGCACAGUACCAUGAAGACGACCACACUCUGCUGCUGGAUUUGUCUGGGGUCACCGUAUCCCAGCCGGAGGAACUCCGACGGUUUGAAUCUGACCUGAAAGCACUGUUCGACCCGCUCAAAGCAGCGGGUGGCAAAUUCAACGCCGUCAUCAACUACGAUGGCUUUGAUUGUUGGCAGCCGAUCGAGAAGGACUACAGGAAAAUGGUCGAGGAGAUGGAGGAGAAUUACUACCUGUCUUCUCGCCGCUUCACUGGUAACUCGUUCCGGCGAUUCAAGUUGGGCAAAUCAAUUAACGUACACAAAUGGAAUCCGGAGGAAAUGUUCAACGCCUUUGACGAGAACAAGGACGGCGAAGUGUCCAGAGAGGAGUUGAAGAGUGGUAUGAGGAACUGCUUUGACAUCAGAUUGACUCACACACAGAUACACCAAUUGUUUGGUGCUAAGGUUGCCAUCGGCCGAAAGCAGUUCACAGUCGUUAUGAAGGACUUGCUGGACAAUAUGGGCCGUACCGAGGCAUCUCGCACUGAUAUAUAGAUAAGACAGUUUAUAGACAGCCAAUCGAUAGCCGGCAUUAACCACGCGUAUUCCCAGGGAAGGGGGGGGGUAGUUACAAAAAUGCUGCAUCUGCCGACAUGAGGUAACUCCCACUGAUAUAUGAAUAGGCCUAUACAAGCAGGCCGCAGGGUGCAGAGCUCGUCUAUUUAUAAUCAGCCAAUCAGAACGUCGCCUCAGCUGUGCAUACACAUCGUCGACAUGCAGCAAUUGCUGGAUGUUGUGAGCAAAUGCGAUGAACAUAGCACUGUUGGAUAGGCACAGUACUGUUGCAUGGACACCAAGCUGGUCAGGCAUAUCAGCUGCUGUUCAUGUGCAACUAUUCAGGUUUCACCCCGCUGUAGUAAAUAAUAUUUCCCAACACUAGCGACAACCAAACACACUCGAUUCCAUCUGUGACGAAGUCGUUAACUCACUACAAAUGGGUUUAGCACUCAUCAACUAUAUAUAUCUGUAUACGUAUAAUAUAUAUUUAUGUAUGAAUAAUAUAUAUAUAUAUAUAUAUUCCAUCGUGGUGCAACUGACACGUACACUGAAUCGCAUUGCCUUGUAGGCGUGCCCAAUAUUAACAAUCGCGUGCUAUACCUAUGCAGCGGAUAAUCCCCUCUGAAAUCAGCCCGUGAGAAAUGGGUUGGUACUAGACGACCAUCAAGAACAAACAAGAAUAAAGAAAGAAAGAAACUUGAAAGCGUGUCCACGGUUGUAGGCUCAUCCCUUUGUUUCUC
Molecule: messenger RNA, 3296 nt
Organism: Sphaeroforma arctica JP610
Lineage: Eukaryota; Ichthyosporea; Ichthyophonida
Exons: 15
Coding region: 88-2553 (821 amino acids)
Molecular function (GO): calcium ion binding; CoA-transferase activity
Source: RefSeq, a predicted model, not a curated record